AUUGCUUGCUGUGCCACAGUUUCUAUCCAUAUGCUCCCCCCUCUUCUCUCCCGUUUCAUUUCAACAUUACGAUUUCACAACAACAGAUGUUUCUGCUACGAGAUGCUACAAACUCUACAACAAUCACGCUUUGCUUUUCUCUUUUAAUUGAGUGUUUACCGUAAAGUGAGCAUGCGUUUGUCUGCAGGCUGCUGAGCAUGUCUUUGUUUCCCCGGGAGGCAGCUGCCUGGAUGGACAGGAUGAGUCGUGCAGAGAGGGCAGGGUUGCGGUGGCCCAGCUGGGACAACUGUACAGGGAGGUACGCCAGCCAGCGACUCAGCACCUUACUCCUUCAGAGGAAGACAGCAAGGGGUAGUAAAAAGCCUGGUUUGCGCAAACAAUCAUGUGUCUGAAUAAAAACACACAAUUGAAGCCUAUCUGUUCAAAGCAUUUUCAUUUAGACUUCAAUAGAUCUUUGUGUUUCAGCAGACGUGUAGAUGUUACAUCAUUCCUCCUGAAAACAUAGAUUAGGGAGGACUAGAACACUGCGCUCUAUUUCUUAUUCUGUCUUCCUCUUUAUAAACAAGCACUAAAAAGAGAUGAGUUUUCAGGAAAAGUUAAACCCGGGAAAACACUCUUACAUCCAGACUUUACUCUUAAACCCUCUUUUACAACUGACAGUGUGAUGAGGCAGUCCCUGAAACAGUCACUGUUUGUUUCUUACUUCUUUCAAAUGGGUGGCCAUGAUUAAUGUCCUGGAAAACUUAAAUUUCUAAUAAACAACCCGUUCAAAUUGGGUAAUAAAUUGAUAUGUAAUAAAUGUCAGCAGAGAUAUUGUAAAUUUAAUAAUGGAUGCACUAUGAAAUGAUGAAAAAGCCUCUGAGAAUGCUUAAACCAAUAAAUAAACAGUUGGAAGCACUAUUCUCUCUCCUGUACUGUGAUUAUGUAUUUUCAUGCCUACUUUUAUUGUAAAGACCCUUGAGCAGGUGCAUUUAAUGAAGAACUGGGCAUUUCAAAAUGAUGGUCUUCAGCAGGAAACUACUGCAGAAAUUAUGUUCAACUCAAUACUGUGAGUCCUCAGUUUAAAAACCCCAUACAGUGCAAAGACAACAAUGACUUGAGGUACCUUGCUAUGUGUGUGUGUCCUUGCACCUGCAGGUAGAGUUUGCUGUAGAAAGACAGCAGCAAAGAUCGCGUCUGUAAAGUCAGGUUCCUCUGCUUGUAGUACACAUAAACCGCUGCCAACAGCUCCUCUGUCACUGCUGCAAGAAUACAAACACACAUAAACAAACAAACGAAUCAGCUGACUCAUGACUUCAAAAAUAAAAGUCUGCUCAUUUUUCAAACACCUCAGUCCAUAGUAUGUGUGUCAACAUACAAGUAUUAUACAUUAUAUAAACGAGCUUUAUAUGCUUACUUUUGCUACUCUGUGUGAGCACCAUUUUCCACACAGUUCCCAGCAGCAUGUGGAGCUGUCUGUAGCUGAGCUUCACUCCACUGCUCAGAGUGUCUCUCACAAACACCCUAAGUGGUGUCAGCCAGUCUCCGGCCAUCUCUCGGCUAAGUCCUUGCCUCUGACUCAGGGACACCAUGACUUGGCACAGUGUGAUGUUUAAGGCCAGAGGCUCCACUGUCAACCCCAGGGCAGCGACAGUCUGUUUAGUCCUGCAGUGAAAGCAAAGGAAUUUUAGUACCACCACUGAUUUGGAUCUUUGUAAUCAAUUAGUGCAACAACAGCUCAUUGGUACUUCAUGUGUGUUUGACUAUAUUUCACAAGAUUUGCAGGUGAAAUUAAAUACACACAACCACAACCUUAAAAUGAAGUUCUUUGCCUUUCUCAUACCUUACAUAAGAAUGCUUUAAAGAAAGGCUGAGGGAGAAUGUCUGCCCUUAAUUUAACGCUGAUAUUACUCACCUUUUAAUAUCGACCUUCUUUUUAUGUUUAGGUGUGUCCCGAGUACCGUAGGGAAAGUUUUUCAUGAAAUACUGCUUAAAAUCGCCCAGGUAUUCUUUGUGAAACCAUGCAUCCUACAAAAAGGUAGAACCGUCAUUAGUCAACUUUUUCUUGUAUAAAAAAUAUACUACUGGAUAUUUUUACACUCUUCAUCUCACCAGUGCAUCCCUGUGCUCCUGCUGAGGCGCCAGUUUUCUCAGCAGUUGCAAGAUGGACAACACUUGGAACAUUAUUGACAUUGCAUCUGGGGUGAGCAGGUGAGCACUGUCACUGCUAUUCCAGGGACAGUCACUGGUACUAGCUUCCACCCAGACUUCUAACAGAAGAGGCACCAGAGUGGAUGCAAAGCUUUGAACAGAAUCAGCAGAGUCCAGCCCCUCACCCAGUGCGGGUCCAGGUUCCACCUCCGGUCUGAUAAAAAAAAAAAGAGGGGCAAACACAAAACAUGGAUUAGAAUCUAGGAAAUUCAACUGAAACUUUUUUAAAUUUAAAUUUUAAAACACAUUUUCUCUCUGGUCUAAAUUUCUUCAUGGUUUAAGAAAUUUUCAGUGUCUUACCUGAGUUUGAAGGUGGACUGUGGAGUUGGUUUGGCCCCAGAAUGCUCAUACACCCUGACUCCAACUUUGUUAUAGGUGAGCUCUUCCCAGUUUAGGUUGAGAGGUGUUAGCCUACCCUCUCCACUGGAACCAAAUACUCCUUCAGUUUGGACAAAAAUAUCACUUUCCUCCACAGGUCUUUCUUCAACCACUGCCUGCAGGAAGCGCCCAAGCCUUGAAAUACAAAUGACAUAAAAGUAACUCUGGUAGCAUGAUUCAUGUUAGAAUUUUCAAAAAAUAUUCAAAAUGUGAGAGCAUUUAAUCCAAACCUGGAAAGAACAGAGAGACGCCAGUGCUGACUCGUCACAGCCCUGCUUGGGUUGACUGACAGUGCCCAUGUUCUUCCCUUUGCAUCUUGGGACUUUUUGGCACCAGAGCUGCUUUGUUUGUGAGAAAUCAACUCCAGGAAGUUAGUGAGAAGUACAGCAGGACGUGCAGCUAACAGACCAGGGUAAUGCUCCAGCAUCACAUCAAGAACCUUCAUGGCAUCCUCCUGGAUGCCAGGCUCAAUAUGGGUCAUGGCACAAGACAGGUGGGCACUAAGGAGGGGGAAAAAUGGAGCCACUCGUUCUGCGGGCACAGACUGUGAAAUGAACCUGGAAGGUAAACACAGGUUCAAACAGAUGAGAGAAAAUAACACCAAGGGUUCAUUUUUGUUGUAUUGCUGAAUUUCCCUUUUCACAGAUGCUUGUCAAAGAUAAGAUAUAUUGUCAGGCCAUGUCUCUCUAACAAUACAUCUUAAAUUCUCACAUUUUGUGCGGUUGUGUAUUUGUAUGUGUGGGUGAGUGUAGAGUGGGUGUGUGCCUUUGUGUGCAUGUGGGUUCAUGGUUGUGUGUGUGGGUGGGAGUGUUGGGUUUUAUUGUUGUUAUUUUUGUUCUUAGCCUCUGUGAGCCACUUUGAAUUUUUUUUGUAGGAAAAGUGCCAUAUAAAUAAAGUCAUAUUUGAAUUUGUCUCACCUGAGCACACGUGUCGCUGCCAAACGAACAUUGCCAUCCUUGUCUGUGAAAACAGCUGCCACUUCAGAAAGCAAGCGAGACAGGUGCUGCUCUAACAAGGAGGGAUUGAGAGACAGCAACUCUCUCAAACCCAACAAGGCACUGUGUUUCACAUUGGCAUUGUAAUGGUGGAGCUGAGACAGAAGGUCCUGGUGGAGGAAAGAGAGGGAGGAGACUCUUAGUGAUCCAGAGUUGAUUCAGUUUACUGUCAAAUUAAGAAACAAUGGAAUAGCUUACAUUAAUACCAAGCUGUCUGUGAGUGGUGGGGCCGCUUGUGUCUCUCCUCAGCUGUUCUGAUAUGUGGAUUCCUUUGGAGCGGAAAUUUGUGUUGGUGGCAUUAUCCGCUUUAGGUUUCAGCUUUCCCACCUUCAACUUCACCUUCUGGAAAUCAUCCUGCCUCUUCUUCUUCUUGGACUUCAUCUUUGGAGGCUAUAGGUCUGUGCUGAUGGACACAAAGAGGAAUAACACCGAAUUCAACAAAAGCCAGACUGACCACCUGAAUGUGUUUGUACAGUGUGGCUGAAGCAUUUCGACCUACAACACAAACUAUAAUAAAUACUGUGAGGUUAGGUCAGGAAAGCAUUUAUCAGAGUCUACAAUCGAUCCCACAGAGUCAGGGAUCUCGUGGCUCCAACAAUUUCGCCGCUAUCUGGUUUCAAAAUCUUGCAUGACAGCUGUUCAUGUUACUUACAGCUCAACAAAGUCCAGGGUACCACCGUGAAGGGCUCACACAGCAUCAAACACACCCCAAAUGUCUCGAGCUAAAGAUUAGCCCCCUGCUAGAUACAUAAAUUCAUAUAAAAAGAAAAUACUCCGCGUUCAUACAUCUGGGGCUUACGCACGGGGUCCUCUAGUUUCGUGCGUACACAUUUACGAGGUUACGUUAGAUAUGUUGACUACAGCAGCUGCGGAGCUUAGGUUCCUUCAUCGUCAAAACAACUUUUAGGCGAUAUCACGAUGCUUUACACAUCUUUAUGUGUUAAGUUAAAUAAGCAAACUUAAACUUUUUUGAUUAAUUUUUAUCCAACUGAAUGAAUUUGUGUUCUGAAUGUGCUUACAUGGGUCUAUUUUUCUCCUGCGGGGAUAGACGGGAUGGUAGGGGAAGGUCCCGCCCCCGGGCCCUUCUAUUGGCUGUGAAACGUCAUCGUCUGUCGGGUUAAGGUUAGAAUAACGGUAUGGAUUAGAAUCAGGAAGAGGUUAACGGUUAGGUUUAGGAGAUUCAGAAGUGAAAAUAAUGUUCUGUAAUUUUCUGUUCGAUGUACAGAGCCGACAGCCCGCGUUUGGCUUGAGCGUGUGAAGACAUUUCAAGAUUUUGUAGCCAAUCAGAGGCAAGCGGGAUACCCUGGUGCUCAAAGCGAACGCACUCCGUUGCUGUCCGCACAAUUCCCAUUUAAAAAAGUAAAUAACGUCUAUCCAACUGUCGACCAUUCUCGAUAAAAUAGCGCGAUUUUUAGUUGUGUUUCAAUAUCAGGGUGUGUUUAUUUAAUUUUUCGCAGGGAACUGACACAGAAUAGCGUGAGAUUUGAUGUUUUAAAGCAGGCAAACGCACCGCUUACCUCGCUCGUUGACGCGCCUCUGGACGUUGUGUUUUAACAUCCUCGAUAGUCGGUGGGAGCUGUGCACACAAGUACUCGGUUCGUCUAAGAUAUCGUCCUUAAGGUGAUUAUUGUCGUUUACUUUUAAUUGGCGACGACACAGCGACGAAAUAUGCUGAGUGUCUAUGCCUGCCGAGAGGUUUUUAAAGCAAGCAUGAUAGUGUCGAGGAGCUUGGUCCAGUAUUAACUGAAGGCUCAACUAGGCCUCAAACAACAGGGGUGAACUGGGUUUAAUCCAGAUAAAUGUUUGCUGUGUCUUUCAUGUGGACUGUUUUUGACACAUAAUAGUUUUCAGUGAAUUGUCUUCAAUAUCCGCAGAGUUCAAACACGGAGAAAAUGGAGGUUCAAGAUUCAGCCAAUAACCCCACACCGAAAAAUGGGCCGCAGCCGAAUCAAAAGAGAAAUAACAGGGUAAGUAUCAAAACAACGAGCUGUUGGAGAGACUUUGACUUUCUCUUGGUAUCUUCUCUUCAACUCGUUUGUUCAAGAGAAGGCUGCUUUGCAGGACCAAGUGGAGAGUCAGGUGGCAGUAGUCCUCGGCUGGUGGACUUGGUGCCGUCCCCGUGCUCUCAGGCUUUGCUGUGUUAGACCGAAGUCAGUGGUCUGGACCUCACAGCUGCGGCCUGUUCGUACUGGUGCAAACAUGUCUUAUAGUUUUCACUUCUUUUUUUAGAUUUGACUUUGAGCUUCACAUCUGUGGUGACCCUGGUUCUCUGAACCAAUAUCUGUGUGCAGACCACUCAGUUUUUACCUCUGAGUGCUGUCACAAAGUCAAAGAGACCAGGGUUUAGCAGGGCACCUGGAGAAAUCAUCUUAUGAGAAAAGAUUUUUUUCCUGCACUCUUAUAUAUAUCAGCUUUGAUAACCACCCACCAUUUAAAUGUAGCUUGAGAGACUGUGAACUUUAAAAUUCAUUAAUUAAACUGUCCAAAAAUCUAAAGAAAUCAGACAAUCAAGUGUAACAUGCAGCCCGCUGAAACUUUUCUUGUACUUGGAUGCUUUUUUGUCUCUUGGCUAGUCUGUACUGGUCUUUCAAUUAAUGGAAUAUAGUGUAAUUUUUUUGUUGGACAGGUGCCAUGAUCUCUGGCAGUGGCCAAUUUGAAGACUUAUUACAAAGCUGGAAUAAACUUACCAUUCUUAUGAUCUAAACUGAGUUUACUCUCUUUUUUCACAUCCUGAAAAAGGGGAUUGUUAACUUAGUAUUGUCCCAAUUGUUUAGGCUGUUUUUGUAUUUUGCCAAACCUGGAAUCAGGGCUCUCGACCUGAAGACCUUAAUGCACAGUAGAACAGAAAUCACUUCUAUUUUUUUUUUUCUUUUUUUUACUUUUCUCGCAAAAAUUACUGAGGUGUUUACCUCAGUGUCCAAUGUUGCCCAUGUAAUCAUUUAAGCAGCUGAACUUACUUUCUUAGCCUCUCCAGUAAAUAUUUUGUUCUACUCAAUUAAACAUGUUUUUGUAUUCCUCGUUCUCAUAGAAUGAGGAUUACAACUACAACUGUACUUUUAGGACACUUGUCUCUGUGGCUGCUGCUGCUUGUUGCAGGAAAAAUGGAGAACAAGCAAAAUAUUGGCUUUAUGGCAUACAUAGGGUUGUGGAUAUGGACCUGGAGUUCAGUCCUCUGCUAAGUGUCAUCCUGUCACUAAUGCCUCUAUGUGUCUCUCUCCUUCAUGUGGGUUUAUUCCCUUCCUUGACAGAGAAAGCAGCCGCAGCAUUCUGCUGAUAUAGGUAAGUCCUCGAUACAUGGUGCCCACUGCCCGUGCUGGGAGUUGAAGCUAGAGGCGGUGAUUUCCCUGCUUCAUGUCUUGAGGUGGUGGCAUGUUCACCACUCUCUGAGACUCUCACUCACAGAAAAUGGUGGCUGUUGUGGUGCCAUGAUCAGUGUUUGUCACUGCAGAAAGAACUUUGCAAAAUACUUUUCACUAUAUCGCACCUGUGUUGCUAUUCAGAAAAGCCACUUUUCAAUGUCUACUCGAUUUGAAAAUAUAGAAAAAUACAGAAACAAUUUUCCAACCCAUUCUCCAAAUAUGUUGCUACAUUGAAGACAGACAUGGCUAGCUCCUCAUGUCCCCAGAGACUGCUACACAUUGUCCCCAAAAAGCAGGACAUGAAACCAUGAGUUUGCGAUGGUUGCUGUUCGGAGAUUGAUGCACUUUUUGUGCUGUGAUGGUUGUUGGAACUUCUUCCUCUUUCUUAAUGUUUUUUUUUCCUCCUGAAUGCUGCACUCUUUUUUGUAUUUUUUUUUUUUUGCUCUGCACAGGCUGCGUAACGUAUUUUGUCAUCUGAGUUAAACGUACUCACAAGAGCAUUUUAAAUAAUGCUGUCGUGUGGUCGCUGUUCCGCUGCUUUUAAAAAAUUUUUUAGCACGAAAAUGACACUUUUGUGGUCAGGCGUAUCCAGGGGCAAUGCAUCAUGGGGGCUGGUGCCCGGCAGUCCUGUUCAAGUCCACAUGGGGGGUUAUCCAAGAGCAAUAGUUCUUGUUCACCCCCCCAAACUUCAAAGCACACAUGAGGAGUUUGGGUUGUUUGUGAAAAUAACAUUUAUUGGCAAUGGGACACUGAACCUAGUUAACUUCAGUGUCUUCUAAGCAAUAAUCAUUAUAUAGGUGUCUUUGAAGAAAUUGACAAAGUGGCUUACAGAACCAGUUUGUUGGACACAAACCUUUUCAGAAGUUCAUCCACUGCUGACCCUCGUAAAGCCUCUGCAUUUAGCUGACCCACUGUUGUGUUCUCUCAGUGUACACCAAAGGCUCCACCAUCCAGACCAUGCCCAGUCUCAGCAAACUGUUGAAGGAAGUCACAGAGUGCAUAGUUGGUGAGCAGAAGGCCUAUUUACUGCGCACAUACCCUCUUUCUCUAUCGCAUCAAAAUCCGUUAACAGCGACUGUAACUUGUCUGCAGGUCUUCAGUAUGUCUGGGAGUAUCGAAGCCCCAGUAAAUCUGUCCCGCCACACUACCAGUGCAAACUCUGUGCCGUCUCCCGUUUGCAGCAUGAUAUGGUUGCACACGUGAAAGGAUGGAAACACAGCUUCAGGUAUAUGGUGAGAAUCCUUUUUGUUUACUUAUUUAAUCUAACUGAACGUUUGAGUUCCAUUUGAUAUGUAAGGUUGACAGUUUGAGCUAAAUGUCAUUUAACAGACUUUUUUCCAAGGUAACUGUUCUGUAUUUGGUAAAACAAAAGAAUUAAGGGAUUACUUGUAAGAAUGUUUGUUUAUUUAGUACAAUCCCCCUUCUUCCCAAGCCUGUGAUGCAGUUCUCUUCUCAUGUCUCUGCACUGGACAGUGGUGUAACUUUUCCAUGAGUAGCAGACACAAUCUUUCAGCAGCAAGCACGACUGUAAAAAAUGCUCUGAGCAGAAGUGGAGAAUAACAUAGUUUAGUCCACGUUUCUGUUAUUCAAGGUCACUCCAUUCCACCCCCUUGUUUUUUUUACCAGCUGCAGUGGCUGCUUUGGUGGCAGGGGAACUGUUUUCUAGUAGUGUAUGGACCCAGUUCAAACCUGUUUGUAUAAAAACCAGGCAGUUUUAGUGAUAACACAAACGCAUAAUCCCUGCUAUCACAGAAUGUGGCACUGUUGGCAGCAUUGAAACUGGUACAUAACCAACCCCUAAUCAGUAAAAUUUCUCUUCAAUGUGCACAGAAAAAAGUCUACCCUGACAAGCUCACCCAUGAGGAAGAGGAGGGUGUCAAAGACCCAGCCAUAAGAAAGAAGAUAAAGGAAGCAGCAGCUGAUGUGGAGAAAACGGAGGGCAGAGGACAACUCAAAGUGAGUCUUGCUUUGAUUGCAUUUAUAGUGUCCAGUGGCAGGGUAGCUUCCCGCUUCUGUUUAACGGGGGAGAAAUUCAAAAAUGUUGGUUAAAAAUCUUGUAUGCCCUUUCUAGUUCAGGAACACUUGAUGUUUUUUGAAGAAGUCAAGAAGAAGUCAUAGAGAAAAUUUUGGUUUAUCCUUUUGAAACAGCUCAUUCCCAGAGACUACAGAGCAUGAAAAGUCCAGGUAGAACCAGGGUGAAAAGUUUUCAGAGAGUUUAAGGCUGUGGAGUUGACUUCUUCAUCUCUGGUUUCAUUUGCGGAGAAAAUCUUUGAAGAAGAGACCCCAGCACAUCAUUUUGCUCCCUGUAAAACAAAAAAACUUGAAUAAUGAAAACCAGAGAGUCAUUAUGAGAUGAUAAGGUUGAAAGUUCCAGUUGCCUCUGCAGGACUUCCUCUAAAUGCACCGCCUGUCAAUUCUUAUGGUUAAUUCUCUUUAAAAUGGGCCUUGUACAGAUUUGACACGUUUGUCUUUUUUCUGUGUUUAAGGUGAUUCUGAAGGAGCCUUGUGAAGUCGCUGCUUUCAAAGGACUUCGUAAGUUAUUCGUACUGCCUCCUGAUUGUGUUCUGUCUGGGUAGUGACUAUCUCUAAUGUCCACAUCUCUCUCUCUCGCAGGUUCUGCAGCUCCUAAAGGUGUGCCUCCCCCAGCACUGGGUCUGGGACCGAAGGGGCCGUCUCCUUUUGGUGAGUCACUUUUAACAGUUAGGAAUAUACUGAAUGUACUUGCAUGCCCUCCACUACUAAAUAACAGCCUAUACAUUUGAUUGCUUGUUUUCUUCAGGUCCUAGGUUUUCUGAACAGAGGUUUCCUCCUCAGAGGGGUCUUCUCCCUGACUUUCCAGGAGGAGACUAUGGGGAGCCCGGUUUUGGAGGAUACUCAGCUGGUCAAGAUUACCUUGAUCCUAGUAUGGAUCGAAGACCUUUCUCAGAUGGUAUGGGCCUACGUCAACCUGGAGAUGGCUUUGGACCAGGUGGUGGCAGGGAUAGUCUUGGGAGGACUGGACUGCUGGAAAGCCCAGGAAGACAGUAUCCUGAUGAGUGUCAGGGUGGCCGCAUGGGGGGUAGCUUAAUGGACAGACCUGUUGACAAACCAAUGGAGAGGCCAGGUCUGAUGGGAGCCGCUCCAGAGAGUGGCAGUCUGCCUAAUAAACUACUCACCUAUCUGGUAGAAGUUUUUAUAUCACAUAUUGGGGUCCUCCCAAACUUAAACAAAAUGUCAAAGUUUUUCAGUUGCAUGUAGUUUCUUUACCUUUUCAAAAUCUGUCUUCAGGAUAGUUUCCGGAUAGAGAAUGAGGAUGACGCACAGCUGGUGUUGAAGGUGACACAGAAACUAACAGAUGUGCUGAUGGAGUACAGACUGAGGAGUAUAUCAUCGGUAUGAUGCUUGUUGUUACUACAAAAAGAACAUCUCUAUUUUCAUAUCUUGAAUUUAAAGCAUAUUGUGCAUCAUGAACAUCUGCUCAUCAUUUCGUCUUUAGGGCCCUAGUCUGAGCAGCUUUUCUAUGGGUUCAACAAGUUUUUCUUCCACACCCUCAAGACUUCCAAGCAGUGACAGAUAUUCUGGUAGUCUCUCAGGUAUGUAAGCACCAAGUUUUCUUGCAAUCUUUUGCACUGAUACAUCCAUCAAUAUGCACCGUAUUUUAUCAUUGGAUGAAAAAUGAAGUAUUGUUCUGCAUGCUGGUCUUGUAGUUUAUGGUGUAUGUUGUCCUCUUUCCGCAGGUCCUAGCAGGUUCUGUGACGGUCCAUCCAGAUUUUACAAAUGACAGAGGGUGUGACACCCUAAACUUACCAUCCAUCACUAUUUGUCUAUCAGUUUAGACUGUACAGGAGUUGAAAACUUGUUUAUUUAGAAGCUUUUAGGUUGUUUCCGGGUUUUUUGUUUUUGUUUUUUUCCCCCUUCGCUUUUCAACCACUUGGGAUCGUAAGGCUUUUCCGGAAAAGCUUGUGCAUGUUUUUAGCAUGUCUAGCUGGGUUAUACCAUUAGACCCCUGUGAAUAACCCAUGGUCUUGUAUUAAAAGUAUUUGACAAAC
Molecule: messenger RNA, 10950 nt
Organism: Xyrichtys novacula (pearly razorfish)
Lineage: Eukaryota; Metazoa; Chordata; Actinopteri; Labriformes; Labridae
Source: the annotation of a GenBank genome assembly